Molecule: messenger RNA, 1542 nt
Organism: Ipomoea triloba (trilobed morning glory)
Lineage: Eukaryota; Viridiplantae; Streptophyta; Magnoliopsida; Solanales; Convolvulaceae
Product: probable polygalacturonase
Exons: 5
Coding region: 3-1466 (487 amino acids)
Biological process (GO): carbohydrate metabolic process
Molecular function (GO): polygalacturonase activity
Source: RefSeq, a predicted model, not a curated record
CAAUGGAGUCUUUGAAUACAAUCCCAUUCUUAAGCUCUCAAAAAUUGAAGACACUUUGGUUGCUGGCAGUGGUUGUAGGAGUGAUAGGAGUAGCUGAGGGUAGGAAUGGAAGAAAUUGGUACGAGUCCCAAUAUAAUGGGAGGGAGUACUCAGCUAUAAGCUGCAGGGCACACAGUGCAUCCAUAACAGAUUUUGGAGGGGUAGGGGAUGGGAAGACACUAAACACAAGGGCAUUUCGGGAAGCGGUGAAUCAUCUGAGCCAGUAUGCUGCACAUGGUGGAGCUGAGCUCUUUGUUCCUGCUGGGAAAUGGUUGACUGGAAGCUUCAAUCUCACAAGUCACUUCACUCUCUUCCUUCACAAAGAUGCAGUCCUCCUGGCUUCUCAGGACAUAAACACCUGGCCAGUGGUUCAGCCCUUGCCAUCUUAUGGUCAUGGAAGAGACACUUCUGGUGGAAGAUACAUCAGUCUCAUUUUUGGAUCAAACCUUGUAGAUGUUGUUAUUACAGGUAACAAUGGCACCAUUGAUGGUCAAGGUGCACUUUGGUGGCAGCAGUUUCACAGUAAAAAGCUAAAAUACACAAGGCCUUACCUGAUUGAGAUCAUGCAUUCUGAUCAAAUUCAGAUCUCCAAUUUAACCCUUGUCAAUUCACCAACUUGGAAUGUCCAUCCUGUGUACAGCAGUAAUAUCAUCAUACAAGGCCUCACAAUCUUAGCUCCAGUCAAGUCACCAAAUACUGAUGGAAUCAACCCAGAUUCUUGCACAAACGUAAGACUCGAGGACAACUACAUAGUGUCGGGAGAUGAUUGUGUGGCAGUUAAAAGCGGUUGGGAUGAAUACGGUAUAAAGUACGGCAUGCCCACCAGACAGUUGAUCAUCAGACGCCUCACCUGCAUCUCCCCCUACAGCGCCGCAAUAGCACUGGGAAGUGAAAUGUCCGGUGGGAUUGAAGACGUCAGAGCCUCCGACAUCACCGCCGUCAACACGGAGUCAGGCGUGAGGAUCAAGACCGCCGUCGGCCGCGGCGGCUACGUCAAGGGUAUAUACGUCAAGGGAAUGAGAGCGCACGCCAUGAAAUGGGUGUUUCGGAUCAGUGGGGAUUACGGCUCCCACCCCGACAACAAUUUUGACCCGAAAGCUAUUCCGGCGGUGACGGGGAUCAACUUCCGGGAUGUGGUGGCGGAUAAUGUGAUGAUGGCGGGCAGGAUGGAGGGAAUCUCCGGCCACCCCUUCACCGGAAUCUGCAUGUCUAACGUGACCAUUGGGAUGGCGAAGAACGGCAAGAAGUCGGCGUGGGAUUGUGCUGAUAUUCAAGGAGUGGUCAGUGGGGUGGUUCCUCCGCCAUGCGAGUUGUUGCAUAGUCAGGGCCCAGUCAAGACUGGAAUGUGCGAUUUGCCUGCGGGAAAUCUGGAAAUUGACAACAUGGAGAUGGACUUUCAGAAAUGUUAUAAUGGACUCCACUACUGAUAGAUGUACUUCAAUUCCAAGAUGCCCUCUGAACUAUAUACGGAGUAAUAUAAUAAAGGAAUAAGGUUCAAAUAGA